CAAUAAACAACCAAAACAUGGUACUUCUAAAACACCACCCCACUCUUCCGUGAAGCUAGCCUCUCCUUGGCAAGAAAUCAUGCUUUAGAUAAUAUAUCUGCCCACAGAUAGAUCCAAGUACGUACUCAUUUCCAUUAUAAUAACUUCCCUAUUCUUGCAACAGCUGGGUACCUUCAAUCUCCAAACAAUCUUCAUCCAACUCACUGAUUACUUUCUAUAAUCUCAAACUGUAAAUUGAACUGCAAUUUACUUGGGUUACUCUUCAGCACGAAAUGGCCCUUGCUGCUACAGCUGAGGUAGUGCUAGGUUCCAUUUCCUUUGGCAUAUUCUGGAUACUUGCAGUCUUCCCAGCAGUCCCUUUCCUUCCCAUCGGAAGAACAGCAGGCUCCCUCCUUGGCGCCCUUCUCAUGGUCAUCUUCCGUGUCAUAACUCCUGAACAAGCCUACUCAUCCAUCGACAUGCCCAUCCUCAGCCUCCUCUUCGGCACCAUGGUUGUCAGCAUCUACCUUGAAAAAGCCCACAUGUUCAAAUACUUGAGUCAGCUUCUUUCAUGGAAAUCCAAGGGUGGCAGAGACCUGCUCUGCAGAAUCUGCAUCAUUUCAGCUUUUUCAAGCGCUCUGUUCACAAAUGACACCACCUGCAUUGUUUUAACAGAAUUCGUUCUUAAACUCGCAAAGCAAAACAAGCUCCCACCAAAACCAUUUUUGCUUGCACUUGCCUCAAGUGCCAAUAUUGGUUCCACCACAACUCCCAUUGGUAACCCUCAGAAUCUAGUUAUUGCAGUACAGAGUAAGAUCUCAUUUGGAAAAUUCCUAGUAGGAAUCCUUCCUGCAAUGGUUGCUGGGAUAGUGAUAAACACCAUAAUUCUAUUGUGUAUGUAUUGGAAAUCCUUGUCCCCUGUGAAGGACGAAGAGGAGGUGGUUGAAGAAACUGUGGUGGAUGGUGAGGUCCUGUUUCAUAAGUUUUCUCCUGCAAGAAUGUCACACCUUUCGAAUCAGAAUUCACAAGUGGAGGUUGGGGGAGAUGAAGAGGAGAAGAACAGCGUUCAGAUGAGUGGUGGGAGAGAGACGAGCUUGAUGAUUGGGGCUGAGGUGGAGAAGAAGAGCAUUAGCAGGAAGGCUUUGUGCUUGAAAGGGUGUGUGUAUUUGGUUACUGUUGGAAUGUUGGCUGCUCUGUUGGUAGGGCUAAACAUGUCUUGGACUGCAAUUACUGCUGCGCUUGUUCUCAUUGUUAUUGAUUUUAGGGAUGCUGGGCCUUGUCUUGAUAAGGUUUCAUAUUCUUUAUUAAUAUUCUUCUGCGGCAUGUUCAUCACUGUAGAAGGAUUCAACAGAACAGGAAUACCAAGUGUUUUUUGGAACUUCAUGGAACCUCAUGCAAGGAUUAACCAUGCAACUGGAAUGGCUGUGCUCGCUCUUGUUGUGCUUCUCCUAUCAAAUGUUGCUUCCAAUGUUCCUACUGUAUUCGGUUGGGAUGAGCAGAUGUGGAGACAAGGACCUACUGUUAUUGUAUAUGCUGAAGAGUUUGGUGAAUGA
Phalaenopsis equestris is the source of this 1532-nucleotide messenger RNA. Its product is annotated as putative transporter arsB. Gene Ontology annotation, cellular component: membrane. The record is from RefSeq and is a predicted model, not a curated record. Gene Ontology annotation, biological process: transmembrane transport. The transcript is spliced from 4 exons. The coding region runs from base 273 to 1532 and encodes 419 amino acids. Lineage: Eukaryota; Viridiplantae; Streptophyta; Magnoliopsida; Asparagales; Orchidaceae.